Molecule: messenger RNA, 5268 nt
Organism: Syngnathoides biaculeatus (alligator pipefish)
Lineage: Eukaryota; Metazoa; Chordata; Actinopteri; Syngnathiformes; Syngnathidae
Gene: slc15a2
Product: solute carrier family 15 member 2
Exons: 23
Coding region: 1853-4051 (732 amino acids)
Biological process (GO): transmembrane transport; oligopeptide transport
Cellular component (GO): membrane
Molecular function (GO): dipeptide transmembrane transporter activity
Source: RefSeq, a predicted model, not a curated record
GCCGUAGACGUUACACGUACAUAAAUUCCGUCGGGGGCGCAAAAUUCGCUCGUCGACGUCGCCGCCAUGAUAGAGGUGGCGAAGUGGGGCCAUCGGUCUCAAAGCAAGAUCUCACGACUACACCCCGGCUUUGAUGGGACCCAUGGGAACAGUUGUCAGAUCGAAAGGUGGCUCUGGCAUCAGGUCUUGGCUCCAUCAAUGGUUCGGAGCAACUUGGGCAUCCGAUAACUCAUAAGAGCGUUUUAUAAAAAUAGUUGUCAAUAUAAAGUAAUGGACAUUCUACGAUCGGCUGGCGGCCAGUUCAAGGUGUUCCUCGCCUCUCGUCCGAACAUAACUGGGUUGGAUCCAGCACGCCAGCAACCCUCGUGAGGAUAAGCCGAAUGCAACAUAAAUGAAUGAAUGAAUGGCUGCUCCUCGUUAGCAUGUCUUGACCACUAGAGGGCAGUAAAACACAGACAUCGACAUUUCGUUUUUUUAAUGUCAACAAGGACAGUGCUUCGGUCCCAAAUAUUUGCUCACAAGUUAAAAGAAAAAAAAAAUACUGUAUUUUGAGAAACUCGCAAGACUUUCGCCUACCUCAGAUGACUAAGCAAUUUAAUUGAUCUUUUAUUUAAUGCAUGUAUUAUGAAAUGGUGACAUGGUGGAUGACUGAUUAGCACAUCUGCCUCACAGUUUUAAGGACCUGGGUUCAAAUCUGGUCUCCCCUGUGUAAAUAAAUUAAAAUCCAUCCAUCCAUUUUCUUCACCACUUAUCCUCACAAGGGUCGCAGGGAGUGCUGGAGCCUAUCCCAGCUGUCAACGGUAGACCCUGAAGUGGUUGGCAGUCAAUCGCAGGGCACAUAGAGACAAUCAGUUGCACUCACAAUCACACCUAGGGGCAAUUUAGAGUGUCCAAUUAAUGUUGCAUGUUUUUGAAAUGUGGGAGGAAACCAGAGUGCCCGGAGGAAACCCACGCAGUUACGGGGAGAACACGUUAAGUCCACACAGGCGGGUUCCAGGAUUGAACCCAGGACUGUGAGGCCAACGCUUUACCAUCUGAUCCACCGCGCCGCCCAAGUAUUAAGAUCGAGAGUAAAUAACAUUUUUCAACAUAUACAUCUGAUAAAUGUAUUUUUGUUAUAUUUUUUAUUGUGUUUAUUUUUCAAGAAAGGGACAGUCACUUUCUUGAGGGUUCAUGCUUCAUACAUUUUUUUAUUCAUUUGAAAAUGUCUAUGUGCGUUCAUCUGAGAUGACACGCUGUGGCGACCCCGAAAGGGACAAGCCGAAAGAAAAUUUUGUGAAAUGUUUAUAUUUACUUUAUUUCGUUUUUUUUAUGUCAGGGUGACGUUUUUUAAAUGUAAUUUAUUUAACCAAUGUUUUAUUUGUCCUUUUUAUAACAAAAAAAGUACAACUCGUGUAAUCUAGAAAAUCCAUUUAUUUUGCUUUACUAUUUUUUUUUUAUUAUUAUUUUUUUGUCGAAUGAAAAGUGCACUUGCUCGUCACGCCCCGCAAACACACACCUACAUGCGCGCACAAAUUUACACGCUACCGGUCACGUGACGCCCAGUUUAAAGAACUGCAAGACGAAUGUCAACAGAAGAAGAAGAAGAAAAGUCACAGUGUACGCUUGUCCAAUGUGAGCUCGCGUGUUUUGUAAAAUUGGGACUUUUUGGUGUGUACAAAUGCUGUUUAAAUAUGCCCCGUGACAUCAUCCUGUGCGUACUUCAACGUCGUGGGGAAAAAGUUGUCGGAUAGAAAUCGCCUUUUCGGAAUCGAUUCCGAGAAGGAGGAGGAGGCGGAGUUUGGGGUGUUCUCUUGGUUUUGGGGGUCCACUCCAUCUGCUCAACAGCCACUGAACGCACGACGCCGUCAAGAUGAACAAGAAACUGUGUGGGACAAACUACCCGGCCAGCAUCUGCUUCAUCGUUGUUAACGAGUUCUGCGAACGUUUCUCCUACUAUGGCAUGAAAGCGGUGUUGACGUUGUACUUCCUGACUUACCUGGGCUGGGACCACGACCUUUCCACGGCCGUGUACCACGCCUUCAGCAGCCUGUGCUACUUCACGCCCGUCCUCGGAGCCAUCAUUGCUGACACUUGGCUCGGGAAGUUCAAGACCAUCAUCUACCUGUCGGUUGUCUACGUGUUCGGCCAUGUGAUCAAGUCGGUCGGCGCCGUUCCCACGGUGGGAAGCAACAGCGUGCACAUGUAUGGAUGCCUGUCGACCACAGACCGCUCGCGCCGAUCGGCGUUUAUUGACAGUUUCUGUGUGUGUUCUAGAGGUCUGUCCAUGACGGGUUUAAUUUUGAUCGCCUUUGGAACUGGUGGAAUCAAGCCGUGCGUGGCCGCCUUUGGGGGCGACCAGUUUGAGAGCCAGCACGUCACCGAAAGGAUGAAAUUCUUCUCCAUAUUCUACAUGGCAAUCAACGCCGGCAGCCUCCUGUCCACCAUCAUCACGCCCAUCCUCAGAGGAGACGUGCAGUGCUUUGGCGGUGACUGCUACGCUUUGGCCUUCGGCGUGCCCGCCGCUCUCAUGAUGGUGGCGUUGGUUGUGUUCAUUUUAGGCAGCAGCCUCUACCGGCGCAAUCCUCCGGAAGGCAACAUAUUGAUGGAGGUCUGCAACUGCGUCGGUUUUGCCAUCAAGAACCGCUGGAGGAGAUCCAAAUACGAGUCGAGCAGGAGCCACUGGCUGGACUGGGCUGAGGAUAAGUACUCGAAGCGUCUGAUUGUGGAGAUCAAAAUGGUUCUGCGGGUUCUGGUGCUCUACAUCCCUCUGCCGAUGUUCUGGGCUCUGUUCGAUCAGCAGGGCUCCCGCUGGACGCUGCAGGCCACUCGGAUGAACCUGGCCUUUGGAGACACCAUCUCCAUCAAACCCGAUCAAAUGCAGACAUUGAACGCACUGCUGAUUCUGGUAUUCGUGCCCGUCUUCGACCUCCUCAUAUACCCGCUGGUCUCCCUCUGCAGGAUCAACAUCACGCCGCUGAGGAAAAUGGCCACAGGGAUGAUUUUCGCCGCGUUGGCAUUUGGUGCCGCCGCCUUGGUGGAGGUCCACGUGGUGAAAACUGAGGUGGCCCCAGCGCCGGCGGGGAAGUGUCUGCUGCAGGUCUUCAACCUGGCACCGGGGGACGUCCGUCUCCAUUUUCCUGAAGGCGACCCUUUUCCACAGCCGCUCCUAUACCUCCAGGACCCCCCUGAGUACCUUACGCUGCCCUUGGGGGCGCCCCGCAUCAACAUGACCUUAGCUGUCCACCACGAGGGGGUCGUCACUGACUGCAACGUCACGUUUGGCCAACAGGAGGCGUACAGUCUCAUCCUGCACCCCUCUGACGCUGGAAUACGCUGCAAACUGGUGGAAGAUCACAUCAAGAAAAACACCGAAGGAGCGCCUCUUCUCAGGUUCGUUAACACGCUGUCGGAGGCGGCCAACGUCACCGUGGGAGACGAGACUUUCCAUGCCGCCGCCCACUACAGCGUCUCUGCCAACAAGACAGUCCAGUGGGGAGACUAUACUAAAGUGAGCUGCACAUUUGGGUCAAAGACAUGCCCAGACCUGGACCUUGGUCUGCUGGACUUCGGUGCCUCCUACACUGUGGUCCUGCUGCAGGAGUCUGGUAGGAUGACAGCGCACAAGAUGGAGGACGUCCACGCCAACAACGUGCAUGUGGCCUGGCAGAUCCCGCAGUACGUCCUCAUCACGGCGGGCGAGGUCAUGUUCUCCAUCACGGGCCUGGAGUUCUCCUACUCGCAGGCCCCCGCAAACAUGAAGUCGGUCCUGCAGGCCGGGUGGCUGCUCACGGUCGCCUUCGGGAACGUCAUCGUCUUAAUCGUGGCGGAGGGCGCAGGCCUCGAACAGUGGAAGGAGUUCCUGCUGUUCUCUGGUCUGCUGCUGGCCGUGUGCAUGGUGUUCUCGGUCAUGGCUCACUUGUACACGUACGUGGACCUGAGGAAACUGGACAAGAGCUACCCCAGCGAUCACAACGGCCGCCAACGCGGCGCCCACCACAGCGACGACGACGACAGCGUCGACACGCUCAACAAGAAAAAACAAGACCUGGAGCGCAACACCAGACUUUAAACGCAACCGCCUUCGGGAUUUGGGAUGGCCCAAAAUAAAUUUAUGGGCAAAUAAUUGUUUUUGCAUUCCUUUACACCAGAUGCUAAUUGUUAGCAUGAAAGGCUAAUUGUCGAGUUUACGCACAACGUUUAAACUUUUUCUCAUCAUCUGUGUUUUUCAGAUUUCUUUGUGGCAUCCCCCACGAAAACUACAACUACAGUACUGUGUAAAAGUAUUGGGCGCCUUCUCUAAUUAGUACAUUUUGGAUCAAACAAAUGUAAAGAUCAGACAAGCGAACUUAAAAUGCAGGUUUUAAAUUGUGACUUCAUUUAGUUAGGAAACAAAAGUGUUCGGUUCGCUGGCCUCGAUGAAAGUCGUGGGCCCCAAACUAAAACUAAAUAAUAACUGGUUAGGUCCUCCUCAGCAGCAACAACGGAAAUAAAAGAUUUUUUUGAAUAACUGGCAAGAAGGGUUUCCCAUCUCUGCGAAGAUAUUUUGGACAACUUUGACUGUACCGUAAUUUUUUUUUUUUAAUUGUUUUGGGGGGCCGAAACAGUCUCUCUAAGGUCAUGCCACUACAUUUCAAAUGUAAAGUCUGGAUAUUCUCUUGGGGUGUAAUUUGUAGGCCGGCCCUUACUGGGAAGGUUCAUUCACCGCUGUUCCAUGUUUCCAGGGCACAUCGAAACAAACUGUUCACACUCACGUUCACACCUACGGGCAAUUCAGUCUUCAAUCAACCUACCACACAUUUUUGGAAUGUGGGAGGAAACGGGAGUACCCGGUGAAAAUAGGCAAGGCCGGACUUGGCCCAGUUGUCCAAGUCUUUCCCAUUUUUCAAUGGAAAAGCCACACUUCAACAUCACCAGUUCAUUUUACAACAAAAAACAAUUUUUUUUUUUUUUACUUUGUCAAGUUCCAAACUUGGCGGCACAGUGGAUCAACUGGUAAAGCGUUGGCCUCACAGUUCUGAGGUCCCGAGUUCAAACCCGGACCCAACUAUGUGGAGUUUGCAUGCCCCCUCCCCCUUUCUUCCGGGUACUCCAGUUUCCUCCGAUAUUCCAAAAACAUGCAACAUUAAUUGGACACUCUAAAUUGCCCCAAGGUGUGAUUGUGAGUGCGACUAUUUGUCUCGAUGUGCCCUGCCCUGGAUGGAAGAUCCCAACUUUUUUUCUCUGUAAAAAUCUGAAUUUUCACAAGUUUCUGUCAUUUUCCUGUAAUAAAACAACUUGAAAGUGUAA